This is a messenger RNA of Diachasma alloeum, 3495 nucleotides long. RefSeq names its product general vesicular transport factor p115 (gene p115). Gene Ontology annotation, cellular component: Golgi membrane; cytoplasm; endoplasmic reticulum. Gene Ontology annotation, biological process: endoplasmic reticulum to Golgi vesicle-mediated transport; intracellular protein transport; vesicle fusion with Golgi apparatus. The coding region runs from base 93 to 2606 and encodes 837 amino acids. The transcript has 4 exons. Lineage: Eukaryota; Metazoa; Arthropoda; Insecta; Hymenoptera; Braconidae. The record is from RefSeq and is a predicted model, not a curated record. Gene Ontology annotation, molecular function: protein binding.
ACCGUGGACAUCAAGCAAGAUGGGUUCAGAAAUUGACAUAACAUAAAAACUCUGCUAUAAUUUGAAUACAAAGUGUAUUAAAACCUUGAGAUAUGGAGUACUUCAAAAGUAGUUUGAAAUCAGUCUUAGGAGCCCCGUACCCAGACACUCAGCCCACGGGAGCAGACACGGUUGAAAGACUAGUAGACAGACUGCAAUCAUCCAGCCUCCUGGAUGAUAGAAGAGAUGCCUGCCGAGCCCUGAAAGCGCUCUCUCGAGCUUACAGAGUUGAGGUGGGCGCCCAAGGGAUGGACACCCUCAGACAAGUCCUUGAAAUGGAUAGGACAGAUUGUGAGAUAGUUGGAGUAGCUCUUGAUACAUUGUGCAACAUCACGAGUCCAGAAACGUUCGAUGAAGAAGUCGACAAGCACGGUCCUGACUCCAAGAUUGGCGAGCAAUUCACCGAGAUCUUCAUAAAACAACAAGACAGCGUGCCCCUCGUCCUGUCCUGCCUGGAAGACUUCGAUUUCCGGGUACGUUGGCCGGCUUUGAAACUGCUAACCCAUCUCCUCUCAAAUCGGCCGAAAGACAUCCAAGAAAUCAUUCUCGUUAGCAGAAUGGGCGUUUCCCGGUUGAUGGACCUACUCAUCGACACCCGCGAGGUCAUUCGUAAUGACGCCCUCCUUCUCCUAAUACAACUAACCAAAGGUAACGCGAAUAUUCAGAAAAUCGUGGCAUUUGAAAACGCCUUCGAUCGCAUCUUCGACGUGAUUGCCCAAGAGGAUGGCGUGGAAGGAGGUAUAGUCGUUGAGGACUGUCUUCUACUCAUGCUUAAUCUAAUUCGCAAUAAUGUGAGCAAUCAGAACUUUUUCAAGGAGGGCAGCUAUAUCCAAAGAUUGACUCCAAUGUUCCAACUUCCACCGGACUCCGAAGACACACCUUUAUCAGGUUGGAGUCCCCAGAAAGUAGCAAAUGUCCACUGCAUGGUGCAAGUGGUUCGAGCUCUGGUGGCCCCGAGUAACCAGACCCAAAUAGUUGCGGCCUGUCAGAAGAUAAUGCAUUGUUGUGGCCUCCUCCAGGCUCUCUGUGAUAUACUGAUGGCCUCUGGAGUUCCUGCAGAUGUUCUGACAGAAACAAUAAAUGCAGUGGCUGAGGUAAUCCGAGGAAACAUCACGAACCAGGAGUUUCUAGCUAGCGUCACGGCGCCUUGCAGCCCUCCACGACCAGCCAUAGUCGUUCUCCUGAUGUCAAUGGUCAACGAGAAACAACCUUUUGUUCUUAGAUGUGCAGUUCUCUACUGCUUCCAAUGCUUCUUGUAUAAAAACGAAGUGGGACAGACUCAGCUGGUGCAGACGUUAUUACCCCAGACCAACGAACUCCCUUCCCUGACGACAGGUCAGCUAUUGUGCGGAGGGUUAUUCUCCCCUGAUCCUUUGUCGAAUUGGUUUUCAGCUGUUGCUCUCUCGCAUGCAUUGAUCGAUAAUAUUAGCCAGAAAGAGCAGUUGUUGAGGGUUCUAUUAGCUACAAACAUUGGAAAACCACCGGUAACUCUGCUUCAGCAAUGCGUCAUGCUUCUUCAGCAAGGUAACAAACCCCAAUGCAAAUUAGGAUUACUGAUCCUUCUCUGCAGGUGGACUUCAAACUGCCCAACAGCUGUCAAAAAGUUCCUAGCUAUUGAUUCUUCAAUCGCUUACCUCACAGCUUUAUUGUCUUCUCAUGAGAAUAAUGAAGAUCUCCAUGAGAUACUGAUCCAGAGCAUAUGCGCUCUAUUAAUAGGCAUUUGUGUACAUUUCAAUGAAGAUGAUGUCCCUAAUUACAGUAAGGAAAAGCUAUGUGCACUGAUAGAAAACAGAAUCGGGCUCGAGAGGUUCCAAGACGCCAUUGGUGGGAUCUCAAGACACGAAAUUUAUUCAAGGACUCUUAAGCAUCCUCAACCCUCAGCGAAGACUUCAGGAGAUUUGCUGUUGGAUCAUGAGUUUUGCAGGCUGCUGAAGAAGAUCGAGGGGACCAUUUUAGAGACAGUGUUAAAAGGGUCACAUUCCAGUAAGGAUUUAAUUACGAGUCUCUCAUCGUCUGACUCCGCGCUAGUUUCGCAGUACAAGGAUGUGAUCAGAGAACAGGAUGUGCAAAUACAGAAUCUAAAGAUAAAAAAUGGGGUUUUCAUGAAGGAGAAGGGAGAGUUGGAGGAGAGGGUGAGGGAGUUGGAGGCAGAGGUAGGAAAUCUUAAGGACCAGAAUUUAAUUCUUCGAGCUGCUCAGAUUGAUACUCGAGAAAAUGGCAGAAAUGUAAAAGGGUUGAUGAAUCAUAAGGGAGAUGAGGAGGAGGUGGAAAGUUAUAGUAGGACCGUGAGAAAGCUCGAAGAGAGGCUUGCGGAGUAUGUCCUGAAGGUAAGAGAGAUUGAGGAAAGUGGAGAGAGGCGAAGGAAGGUGGAAAAGGAGCUGAAGGAAAGGACUGAAGAACUGGAGAAGGUCAAAAAAGAUCAGGAUGAUUUGCUAGAACUGCUGGCUGAUCAGGAUAAUAAAAUUAGUGUUUUUAAGGAGAGGCUGGUUGCUCUAGGAGAGAAAGUCGAAUCUGAAGAGAGCUCGGGGGAGAUUGAUACUGAUGAACAACCGGAAUCCAGUAAUUGAGAGGUUGAAAACAAUCUGCACAAUAGUUAAAUAUUAAUAUGAGUCUUGAACGUAGCAGUAAAGUGGUUUGAUGAGGGGAUUUUUCAAAGAUUCCUGAGUGAAUUUGGGAUCAUCUCGGUAGAAGAAAAUGGUUUAGAAGAAAACAUCAAAAGACCUUCAUUGCAACUGGUGAAAUUUCGAACGAACAUUGCCCUCUAACAUUCCCUAAAACAUUAUUAAUUUUCAUUUUAAAGUACUUCCUCAGUAUAUAAACACAAAAGAAUUUUUACCUAUAAAGGUAGGAAUAAUUUUGUGAUAUGGUAAAGACACAAAAUGUGGAUUUUUGGUUGUUUGGUACGUGAACACAAGUUACCAAAAUUUCAAAGGUUUUAAUUAUGUCACUUCUGAAAUAUGCUUCUUCCGACAUGGUGAAAAGAUGGAAAGUAAAUGUUUGACACUACAUGUCUAGGAAGCGGCGUUGUUGAUGUCCCUGAAGUUUUGAUAAUCAAUUUUCAACGUCUAUUGCGACAUUUUUAUUACCUAUAGACACGGAAAAAGUACCUCAAUAGAUGAGAAAAGGCCAUCGAUUCUUAAAAAAAUUCAAAUAAAUUUUUUCUUAAAAGUUAGAAGAAAUAGUUUAGUUAGUUUGCAAAACUAAUGUCAAUGUGGGUUUGAGAAAAAAUUUCUGAAUCUGUUUUUAUAGAUGAAAAUGAUUAAAUAUCCAUAAACAAAUGUCUUCUGUCAUUUUCUCCUAAAAAUAUUCGGUGUCGAGAUAAUUCAUCAAGUGAAGAAAAUUAAAUAGAUCAAGUUUCACAUUUUGUUGAUUUAAGACCUGGGUGGAUUAUCUUUCGAACGUGAUCUUGGUUUUUCUUAUUUUGAUAAUCUGAAAUGCUCUCAAUUGCUAUUCAGU